GCUUUUCAACACCUAUAUUCAAACACACCCAGAUCGGUAUUCGUCCGCCUGGUGUAGGCAGCCCACUGUCCGAGAACACAGCUGUAAUCCUCACGAUUGCGGGUUUUCAGCAUGGCCAAAACGAUAAAUCCAGACCGAGACUGCUCGCGAAUGCUUGUUUUCGUAAUAGGAGCUCCAGGAUCGGGAAAGGGCACGCUUUGUCGUAAGCUGUGUUCCGAAUUUGGGUAUCCACAUCUCUCGGUCGGAGACUAUCUGCGAAAUAUGGUUGCAAACUCGAGCAAGCUGCUUGAACAACAUGUCAUCGACCGCAUUCGAUCCGGCGAGCUUUUGUCUAUCGAAGAUCUUUUCCUUAUUCUCUAAACCGCAGUAAGCCGGUUGAACAUGGAAGGCAACCAGGUUGUGGUGGUUGAUGGGUUCCCUCGCGAUAUCGAACAGGUGAACUUUCUCAGUGGUACGAACUUCCAACCCUAUGUGGUGUUAUUAUUCGACUGUCCGGGCGAUAUCGCGAGGGAUCGAUAUCUACACAGAGACAUUGCCGGGCGCGACAAGAGUCCCGCCAUUUUCGCGAGGAGAUAUGUAGAGUUCGUCCGACUGAACCAAGCUGUUCUAGAGGCGUUCAAGGAGGUGGGCGUUCUUCUUACAGUGGAUACCAGUAGAGAAACAGAAACUUCCUACAAGCAUCUGUUGAAAGCAUUACAGGAAUCAAAGUACAAUUUAUGCUGAUUCGAGAGGAGAUGUACAGGGAGAGAGGGAAGAGAUGUUCUUCUAGACGAGUAGACAAAUGUCUUCUAGUCUUAGACCGUAACUUCGAGUCUCUAUAUAUAAGUCUAGAAGAUCGUUGACUGUCUAAAGUUUUCGUAGGAUAUAGCUAGCCUAACCCUUACUUCAUAUAGUUCUAGAGGCUAUUCU
Messenger RNA from Dissoconium aciculare CBS 342.82, 909 nucleotides. RefSeq lists its product as uncharacterized. The record is from RefSeq and is a predicted model, not a curated record. The transcript has 4 exons. NCBI's taxonomy places the organism in Eukaryota, Fungi, Ascomycota, Dothideomycetes, Mycosphaerellales, Dissoconiaceae. Bases 382 to 723 code for a protein of 113 amino acids.